AUGGAAGAUAUAUCAAGAGAGGAGGAAUUAUUUGGAUCAUAUUUAAUUAGUUUAAAUAAAGGUGGUAAAUUGAAAACAGAAAUCGAAAAGAUUGAUAAUCUUGGGCAAUUACAACCACUUCCUGAAAGAAGAUUUAAACUAUUUCAUGUACCAGACCCAAAUUUAAUACUCCCAGAACUAGCUGGCGGAAAUAAUUUUAUGUUACCGCAUAUUUCAGCUAAAUUAAAACUUGCAAAUAAAAAAAAUUUUUCUGAUGGUUUGGUUGCUAAAAAGAAUAUUAAUCAGGGGGAUGUUUUAUUGCUUGAAAAAGCCGCGAUUCUUCCAAAUCAUCCUCAAUAUGAAAUACCUGCUAGGGAAGAUAUUUAUCGAUGUCAUCAUUGUUUGAAAGCUAUUCAAUAUUUCGUAACUUGCCCUGGUUGCGAUGUUAUCUUCUUUUGUGGAUAUAACUGUCGUUAUUAUUCAUGGAACGAAUAUCAUCGUUGGGAAUGUUUUGGACUGCAAAGAGGUUUUUUCCCUAAAAACGACAUUCAUUACGUUGCAAUGCGAAUGCUUUUCUUUGAGUUGCAAUUUAAUUGCGUUGAAGUCGUUGUGUACUUAUUAGUUCAUACCAGCUUUUUUGAGUGGAUCGUUCAAUUUCCAAAGUACAAAAAUAAAGAUCAAUUCAAAUUGUAUUCGAUUAUUGGAGGAUCUUUAUUAAAGUAUUAUUAUCAAUUCCAACAAAAUUCGAUUCAAAUCAAACAAGUUUUAUAUCAUGGAAUUCCUGCGCAGAAUAGAGCUGAGUUUAUUGCCGAUGCGAUUUUUCUUUCUACACGAUAUUUUCUUAAUGAUCCUCAUCCAAAUACAGAUUGGUUCGUUUUAGGUAAUUAUUUAGUAAUAAAAGCGAUUAAGGAUAUUUCUGUUGGUGAUAAAAUAACUGUUAAAUGGAGAACUGACGUAAAUGAUUGUUGUUGUAAGAAAUGUUUUAACGCUGCCUCUUUGAAUGUUUUUAAAUGUUUCCAUUGUGAAAAAACUGUUAAACCGAUUGAAAAAAGUGACUGCGAAUUCUAUUUAAACCUCAAAUAUAUGGAAAGUAUAAGUAAUAUUGAAAAAAAUAUAGCGUUUAUAUGUAACAAAUGCAAAAAAAUAAGUGCGUUGAGCGAGUAUAAAGAAAUUUUUGUGUACAGUCAACACAAUAUAGAUGUUUUAUUUAGUAUGGUUACAUUUUUAAAGAAAUAA
This is a messenger RNA of Onthophagus taurus, 1215 nucleotides long. The record is from RefSeq and is a predicted model, not a curated record. NCBI's taxonomy places the organism in Eukaryota, Metazoa, Arthropoda, Insecta, Coleoptera, Scarabaeidae.